GCCACGUUGCAUAUUUCCAACCCCAAGGGUUUAUCACCGCAGUUCCUAUUCUUCCUGGCAAUCAAAACCCUCAAAAAACACCCAAUUCAAUUUCCCGACUACUCUUUCCACCAUGAAGCUCCUCCGCGCUAUCUCAGGAAACAAUCGUGCUGUGGUUCGGGCGUUAGGGCGUCGGAAUUUCUGUGCACCAGCGGAGGAGUAUGCGAAGCGAAAUUAUGCCAGCGAUGAGCCUGGGUACAAUACUGUGAUUGGCUCGCUCACUGCUCAGCGAAGGAAUUAUUUGCUGAGGGAUGUGUAUGACGAUAUGAUGCUGGAUGGAGUGAAGCCAGAGAGGGACACAUUUCACUCACUUAUUGUAGGGACAAUGAAAGGGGCUCGAAUACAAGACGCAUUCUUUUUCCGCGAUGAAAUGAGAGCUAUGGGUCUGGUUCCAGAUGUGGCUCUGUACAACUACUUGAUAUCUACCUGUGGAAAGUGCAAUAACUCUGAUCAGGCAAUUUCGCUUCUAGAGGAAAUGAAGAGAUCAGAAGUGAAACCUACUGGACAAACCUUCAUAUGCUUACUUCAUGCAUGUGCAGCAUCUGGAAGAGUUGACCGUGUAUAUGCAAUAGUACGAGAUAUGACCGCUGCUGGUCUUGGUUUGAACAAAUUUUGCUAUGCUGGACUUAUACUUGCACACAGGAACAAGUCACCUCCCUCCAGUGAUACAGCUUCCAAAAUUCUUGAGCUCGUUGAACAGUCUAAAGGAUGGUCCUCAGUUGAUCAUACAACAGACAUUGCUGAAAAUGUUAUGAAGGGAAUUACUGAAGAAGAACUAUACAAUCUGCCCACAGCGGAAUAUGUUCAUCGCCGUGCUGGAUUCAUAGCCAGACAGUUAACUGUAUACCAUGUUGCAUUUCUUGCUUGUGCUGACCUUAAGGAUGUCCAGGCUACUGACAAACUUCUGGAGAUGCUAGAGAAGGAUGGGAAAACUCCUGAUGUCUUUAUACUGAUGCAAAUUAUGAGGUGCGUUCUUUCUGUUGGGGACUUGGACCGGGGGUUGAAAUUUUUUGAAGAGUACAUGAAUUCAAACAGAGUCCCUAUGGUAGAACUUUUUUCGACUCUCGCAGAAGGAGCGAUGGUUGGGUAUACAGAAAGGGGCAUGCAAGUUGCUCAAGACAUUCUUGUUGAUCUCAAUAACAGGGGCAUGUUUUUGAGUUUCAAAAUGGCAAAUGAUCUCCUGUUAGCUGCAUCUGGUGAAAAGACCGGCGGGUACACUGUUGCCAACAUGUUGUGGGAUAUGAUGCAAUCUCGUAAAAUGACCCCUUUGCUCCCUACUGUCGAAGCAUAUCACAAAGGGCUGAAAGAAAGAGAGAUACCGGAGGAUGAUCCACGACUGAUGUUGGUAACCACGACUCUUAACAAUCUUAAAGCUAAAGCUGGACCAGGAGGUGGAAGAUAGAUAAACUAAUGGAUGAAAUUAUUUUUUGGGUUAGGAUUGAGCAACAUGAGUUUAUCUUCUUGAUUUGAUGGUUUUCUUGUAGCUGAAUAAUUCCUAUAGGCAGGUACUUUCUUGCUAUUUUGCAUUGAGCGGCUUGUUAUGAUUUCAGUGUAAGCCUAAAAUUGCAAUUUGAAAUGUGCGUCGCAAAAGUGAUGCUUUGAUUCUGUAUUA
Molecule: messenger RNA, 1651 nt
Organism: Salvia hispanica
Lineage: Eukaryota; Viridiplantae; Streptophyta; Magnoliopsida; Lamiales; Lamiaceae
Product: Pentatricopeptide repeat (PPR) superfamily protein
Cellular component (GO): mitochondrion
Molecular function (GO): protein binding
Source: RefSeq, a predicted model, not a curated record